CGGCACACUCUCGUCCACUUACCUGCCCGCUAACCUUCAACCAACUCACCGCCGAUAAUCUCUUCUUCCUGUCUCUAUUUUCAUCUCUCUACAAACCCCAAAAUGGUCCUGUUUAACCCUCGCUUCCUUAUUUUUUCCUUGCCAAGCCGCUUCGAGCUCGAGAUAACGAAACCAUUCAAAUAAUACUCGUUUCGCCAAUACUUUCUGCUUUACUUACCAUUUACGUGGGAUUUUCGCUAGUCGCGAAUUUAUGAACUCGAGAAAAUUUACGCUUCCCAUCCUAAAUUACCUCGCUCAAAAUAACCUGGUAAAAUAACCAACAAACGAACGAGGAAACAAACAAACAGAGAAAAAUAGACACUUGGACACAAACCUAAGCAAACAAACAAAAACAAACAUACGCAAAAACCUAAACAAAAACACACACACGAACCUACUAAUACGAAGGUAAAAAAAUUGCAGGGUGGGUGUUCUCGAGACAUCUCGAGAUGUUAAAAACAAUAAACAAUGAAUUAAUGAUCAAGCAUUUCGAAUCUAGCUGUGAAAAUCCCGCAUAGGGUUUCAUAUUUAUUCGCAAUCAAUAUUUCAAAUGAACAUUUCAAUUAUUUUCCAUAAUUACAAAUAUUAAGUAAUUACAAGCUUAAAGUUUCUUUUUAGAUGACGAUUAUUAUUCGGUGAUUAUUUUCUUCAUGGUUAUUUUACCAGGUUACUUUGAGCGAAGUUAUUCAGGCCGGACCCCAAAUUUAUGACCACGAAUCUCGAAUGAAUAAUCGAAGACUCGGACCAAUCGAAAUCAUGAUUCGCAGCAUUACAAAAAAUGAGACGUCGAAUUUUGCCUUUUUUAAACGAAUUUCUACCGGCUGCCAAAAAAUCUAAACAUACUCAAGUUUCCUCAAUAACUGACUCGAUUAUCGUUUCGAUAUUGCUCUCAACGGAGUCGGAAAUAAUUUUUUUUUCGAAGCAACUGCAUCACCAGCGAUUAAUGCUUUCUUCAUUUUUUUUCUUUUUUCUUUUUUUUUUUUUAUUUUAUUUCAAUAAUUAUCAAUCGCGUAUUUACGAUCGAUGUCUCAUAGACUUGGUAGGAACUAAUGCAGGAGAAUGUAAGAAAAUAGCUGAUAAGUAUGAGCGACAAAUAUGGAGUACGCACUUGGGUGGAGGCGAAAAUGCGAAUUGUCGAUGCAACGAAAUGCGUUUUCGGCGACUGAGAAACUUGAGGAAUUUAUGACGAGGAGAAGAAAGAGGCGACGACGGAGAACGGAGCUGCAACGUGAGAGGUCCAGCUCGAAAAGGUCGUCGAGCGUACAUCAUCGUGAAAUAUGAUAUUCAAAUAACCCUGCUGAGAGUGGGCUCUACGAAUCCGUGCUCCAGCGCCGGUAUGGAGGCGGCAAACGGUGGGAUCGAGCACGAUUUCCACAAUGCCCUGGUGCCGAUAAACGGCAGUCACUCCGGUAGCUCGGGAAGGAGCACACCGAACGGGGGCGAUCCGGCGCCUGGGAAGCUUUUCGUGGGUGGACUUUCGUGGCAGACGAGCAGCGAGAAGCUCCGAGAAUACUUUGGCAUGUUCGGUACCGUCACGGACGUCCUCAUAAUGAAGGAUCCGGUCACGCAGCGUAGCCGAGGUUUCGGCUUCAUAACGUUCGCCGAGCCCGGUAGCGUCGACAAAGUUCUCAAGUGUCCGAUUCACACGUUGGACGGUAAAAAGAUUGAUCCGAAGCACGCAACGCCUAAGAAUCGAGCCAAACAGGCGAACAGAACGAAGAAAAUAUUCGUCGGUGGAGUCAGUCAGGACACGAGCAGCGACGAGGUCAAGGCGUACUUCAACCAGUUCGGCAAGGUGGAAGAGACGGUGAUGCUGAUGGACCAACAGACCAAGCGACAUCGGGGCUUCGGCUUCGUUACCUUCGAGAACGAGGACGUCGUCGACAGGGUUUGCGAGAUUCACUUCCACACGAUCAAGAAUAAAAAGGUCGAGUGCAAAAAAGCCCAGCCGAAGGAGUCGGUCCAGCAGGGCGCGCUCGCCCUCGGCAAAAGGGUCGUUCUCGGGGCACUCGGAGUCCGUUUAGCGCCACAGCCUCCGCUCCAGGUCGCGACUGCGUCUCAAAUCGUCGCCGCUCAAGCCCAGGCUCACGUUCAGGCCGCGGCUGCGGCCGCUGCCGCGGCACAAGUACAAAACGCCGUUGCUGGCUAUGGCAAAUUGUUCGCCAGCAGUUAUCCAGCCCUCUCGGCUUACCGAUACGCUCCGUAUCCGAUACCGGCUGCAGCGGUCGCAGCCGCCGCUGCUGCUGCCCCCCAACAACAACCGGCACCGCCGAGCGCUGCGACCGCCGGUGGACCACAGCCAACACCGGCCAAUCCCUAUCAAGGAUACUCCCUCACCAACGUUGACAUGUCGAGCUUCCAGGGCGUCGAUUGGGGCUCGAUGUACGGCAUGGGCAUGUACGUCUAAACGUUGCGCCUCCGAUUUAACCACGAUCCAACCAACGAUCGCCCCCACCUUUCUUCUUCGUCGCCCACCGAUCAAGACUACUGCCGCCGCCGCUGCCGCUGCUCUUUCUUUCGAUCGGAACCGCUACACCGACGACAGCAAUCAUCAGCCUCACGAGCUCUCAAACAUUCUUCGUCAGCGGCUCCUCCCAAUUUUUAUUUCCUUCUCCGUAGUCUUCCUUCUCGCCGCCUCCCCUCCUCCAUCGCCCUUCCGCUUAUGAUCACGCGAGUUAGACAACGAGGGAGGGAGUCACGGAUACGAAAGCAGGAGGGAUGGAGAAGAGGAGAAGAAAAUACGAAAGUCCUUAAUUCGAAUCAUUUUCGGACAACAAACGAGACUGCCUUUCAAUUAUUUUACCUCUUACGCUUUUUAUCUCUGUCUCUCUGUCUCUCUCUCUCUCUCUCUCUCGCUUGUGUCUCUCCAAACCCCUUAACUUAUCCGCGUUCGGAGAAGUAAAACGCGAGACGAAGCUUCGUCGCUUUAGCUCUUAAGUUACAUGAGUUUAAUCGACUAAUUAAUUGAACGGUAAAUUCGCAAUGAAUUUACCGCGCGGCUUGUUACUUGUCAGCUUUCCUCGUUCGAAGCAGCAAUUUUUAUUUUUUAUUUAAUCUGCUUUCCACGUCCUCGCUCUCUGUCUCUCUCUCUCGCGCGCGCGCGUGCAUUUGUGAACUGUAGCCUUUAUUUAAAUGCGGGAAAUGUCAAUCUCGAGAACGAGGAAAAGCAAACAACUACGAAUUAUUUGAAGACGCGGAAAGAAAAGUAAUUUAACUUGAAUUGCGAUAUUUAUCACUGCAAAAAUGUGGGCUGUAGACUGAAAAAUUAUUUCAAACGAAAAAGAGAAAAAUGUGGAGAAAGCAAUACUGUCGAAGAUGAAGUUCGACGCAGCUCGGGCCUCGCUAUCGUCGAUUAUAGACGCUCGUUUUUUCGCCCCUUCCCCGCUCACCCAUCGCCAAGCCAAUCCUCGUGACAAUUUUUCUAGAGCGAUCGUUGGCACUCGAGUUUCGAGGGAGGAAUUCAAAAAUAUUAUCGGCUACGGCUGUUACAGGGAUAACGAGUUAAAAGCACGAGCUUCGCCUCGAAAAAUAUCCGCUUCGAGACAGCGGGUUGUCAAUACUUAACGUAUAAGUAAGAAACGAGAUAACAAAAAAUGAUAAAAAGAAGAAAAAGAUGAAGAAAAAAAGGGAGAAAAAAAUGAAUAUGGAUUAAGGUUACGUAUACAUAUAUUUUUCUUUUCGAGUUAACUACGAAAGACAAUAUUUCUCCGAUCUCCAUAUCGCGUUAAAACUUUUUCCAGAGGAGGAACAGGGCGAGAGAGGGAGCUUUCAACGAGGAUGAGAAUAUCUCUGAAUGCUAAAAGAAAAAGUACGAGUGAGUGUGCGAGUGAUAAAUAGUUUGAGAGAAAGAGCGAGAGAGAGAAAGAGAUCGAGAUAAUGAAAAGCGAUCGGAAGACCCUCGUCGUGAAAAAAAUUGUGAUUUAUCUACACGUGCUCCCCGUUCGGGGAUGGCGCGAGUGCGAAUUUACUUAAUGAAAAAUAAAAAGCAAGAAAAAAAACAUACAAAUAAUUAAAUGACUAGAUAAAUAGCUGCUCGAUACUUAAGAAUACUCGAUAGUUAUUUAAGCGGCAUGAUAAAAAUGCUGAUAAAGAAGAAGAAGAACAAGAACAAGAAAAAGUUAAAAUUAAUGAAAAAAACGUGUAUAAAUUAAGACAUUUUUUGAGAUUAGCCCGCCAACUUUUGGAGUGCAAAGGGUCAAAGUGUCCCGAUGGCACCGACGCGUUCUCCGGGCCAGCGCUGUUCUUCCGUAACUCACAAUCAAACAUACGAAAGGAUGAGAAAUCAAGUAAAGUAGAGAAAAACCUGGAACAGAGCUGGUUACCGUGGAGCGGAGUCGGGGAGCAUCAGGCUUGUGAGAAAUUUCGAGCAAUAAGCGAUAACUCAACUUAUACCUAAUGAUAUUGUAUACUAAACUACUGAGAUAACGAUAACAAUAAUUUAAUCGAUCAUCGCUAUCAGCGAGACAAUGGGGGUGAGGAGGGGGGGGGGGGGGGGGAGAAAAAAAACAAAAAAAAUCGAAGGUAGGAAAAGAAAGAAAACGUAAUAACGAGAAUGAAUCUCCGAUGAAAGAGACCGGGUGUGAUUAUCCUUCUCAACGAUAAGUAAUAUCCUUAGGGUUAACGAGACGAAAGAAAAGAAGAAUAAUAAGAAUAAUAAUAAAAAAUAAAAAAAAAACAACAAGAGAAGAAAAAUAAAAAGAUACGGUCAAAUACAAUGUGC
Molecule: messenger RNA, 4759 nt
Organism: Venturia canescens
Lineage: Eukaryota; Metazoa; Arthropoda; Insecta; Hymenoptera; Ichneumonidae
Gene: msi
Product: musashi
Exons: 3
Coding region: 1376-2446 (356 amino acids)
Biological process (GO): regulation of translation
Cellular component (GO): cytoplasm
Molecular function (GO): mRNA binding
Source: RefSeq, a predicted model, not a curated record